This is a messenger RNA of Paramecium pentaurelia, 326 nucleotides long. Lineage: Eukaryota; Ciliophora; Oligohymenophorea; Peniculida; Parameciidae. The record is from the annotation of a GenBank genome assembly.
AUGGAAAUGAACACAUGGUAGAACCAAAAUGAUAUAGCAGAUUCUGAAACGAUACCACUUUAAUCUGAACCUUUGAUGGGUGCAAUUUGCUAAAGAUUACAUUAGAUUUGCACUACUUCUAUUUAAAUAAGACGUCGAAUUAUUUAAGUUAUACGAAUAUCUUAUUUAGGAAGAAAAGAAGAAGAAAUGCUAUUUAGAAUUCAAGAGACUAAAAUAAAAUUGAAAAUUCAAAAGAGACUAAAUAAUGCUUAUCCCAAUUAAUGUUAAUAGAGUAACUUUGUAAUGACCUUUAAUAUGUUAAAGAACUAGUAUCUCUUAUUGAAUGA